Messenger RNA from Boleophthalmus pectinirostris (great blue-spotted mudskipper), 2309 nucleotides. RefSeq names its product tripartite motif containing 55b (gene trim55b). The transcript has 8 exons. Gene Ontology annotation, molecular function: zinc ion binding. The record is from RefSeq and is a predicted model, not a curated record. Lineage: Eukaryota; Metazoa; Chordata; Actinopteri; Gobiiformes; Gobiidae. The coding region runs from base 522 to 1595 and encodes 357 amino acids.
CUAUACUGAUUGCGUAACAGGUUUCAUAGGAUAAACGUAUUUCCUAUGAAACGUAUUUUCCUCGUAUAUUUGCUUUCAAGAUGUUACAGCUUGCAAUCAUAGUCGAAAAAAAUCUUUGUAGGCCCACUUAAUGUUCGAACAUACGGUACGUAACUUAGAUCAGGCCAAGUGUAAGUUAACUGGACCACUUUGCCCAGUAAAGUAGGCCUAAAUACCAAAUCUAUGGGUCCUCACAGGCAGCUGAUCGUGUGCCUUGUGGAGGGUUCAACAGCUGUUCUGUAGGUUUCUGCCCUACUGGGUUUCAAAUAUGGGCAGGGUAAAAAUGGCACCCUUUGACAUGGCAGCAAUAGCUGCUAAAAACAGAACUGACACCAACAAGAUAGUGGGCCACACCAGCUAGGACAAGAGGAACAAGACAGUAUUCGGCCUGAAACUUUACAGAGCAUAAUAAGCCUUGAUUUGUUCUUCGUCUUUUUACGCUAUACCCUGUUGAUAUUGGUUUACGCGGACCAGUAUUUGCCAUGAAUACGAUGGACAAUUUGGAAAAACAACUGAUUUGUCCAAUAUGUCUGGAAAUGUUUACAAAGCCAGUGGUCAUAUUGCCUUGUCAACAUAACCUCUGCAGGAAAUGUGCCAACGACGUUUUUCAGGCAGCAAAUCCUUAUCUACCCACCAGGGCUGGCUCCUUAACGUCUGGGGGCCGCUUCAGAUGCCCAUCCUGCAGACAUGAGGUAGUACUGGAUCGCCAUGGAGUUUAUGGACUGCAGAGGAACUUGCUGGUUGAGAAUAUCAUUGAUAUGUUCAAGCAAGAGUCCAGUAGCACAAAGCCUGAGCCGGUGAAGAAGGAGGAGACGCCCAUGUGUGAAGUCCACAAAGAGGAAAAGAUUAACAUUUACUGUGUGACACAUGGUGUGCCAACCUGCUCCAUGUGCAAGGUGUUUGGGGCACAUAAAGACUGUGAGGUGGCACCCAUUACUAGUGUUUUCCAGACCAAAAAGACGGAGCUCAGUGAUGGGAUUGCCAUGAUGGUUGGAACUAACGACCGGAUGCAGGGCAUCAUUAGUCAGUUGGAGGAAGCAUGUCGUGCAAUAGAGGAAAACAGCUGUAGGCAAAAGACCCAGCUGUGUGAGAAGUUUGACCACUUGUACACGAUCCUGGAGGACAAGAAGAGGGAGAUGUGUCAGAAAGUGACAGCAGAGCAAGAGGAGAAAGUGAACUACAUCCGAGGACUCACCCGGAAGUACGGAGACCACCUGGAGGAGAGCUGUAAGAUCGUGGAGACCGGCAUCCAGACCAUGGAGGAGCAGGCACAGGCUGUGUUUUUACAGGUCACAAAGCCUCUCCUCCAAAAGAUUGCAGAGGCCUCAAGUAUAGCGCACUUGGAAAAGGUUGAACGCGGCUAUGAGAACAUGGAUCAUUUUAGCGUUGACUUUAGACGAGAACGCCAGGCCCUAAGAAGCAUUGACUUCAUCCAAGAUGAAGAUGACGAAGAUGAGGAUGGAGAGACAGAACUAAGCGAUGCAGAGGUGACACAAGCCAUACAAAAUCUUUCUGUUAGUACGAGCAAGAGCCCUGGUACAGCCUCUAGCACCUGACAAGAGUGCAGCCCUCCUCUCCAAAUAGCCAUGUGUGAAAGUGGGGGUCCAGAGCUUAAACAGAUUAGUGCAAUUUUGGAAAAGCGUGAGUAGGUGACGUAGUUGUAGUUGUUGAAUUACUAAUUCCACUCUUUCUGUUGUGUUGUUAGCCAUUCUCAAAUGUUGUUAUGUUUUCUUUUUUGGUGGUGGACAUUGUGCGUGAUGUGAUCCCAAAUGGAUUUAUUUAUGUAGCUGACCUUCUUUCAACCAUUUUGUUACAACUUUCAGUAGGGCUCCAAGUUGUCCUUCACCAUGUAUUCUUUUUACAACUUCUUUAUUAGUUUGAUAAAUGAGUCAAAUUUGGCUCUUUGACAUUUCAUAAACCAGGAUGUCGUUUUUUAUGUUAAACUUUGUCAGUAACAAAAGGCAUUUUCAAUAAUAUUUUACAGAGGAUUGUUAAGUCUGAUUUUGUUACUAUAUUAAUGCACAGAAAAGCACAUAUACACUGAAAGAAUCAUUAGACUCAAAUGUAAUUUACUUAAUUAUUCUGAAACCAAAAAAGCAUUUAAAGACAUUACUGCUUUAGCAAAUAUUGCACCUGACAUCCUGGGUGCUUCUUUAAUCCUCUGAUCUGUCCCACCAUUGAGCCAGUCACACUGAGUCUCAUCUACUGUAAUUAUUACCCCUCAUUCUUCACAGAGGUGGAUCCUUUACAAACAGCUCAAUGUAGCACUA